AUGGAAGCAGAACUUCAGACAUACGAGUAUCAACUCGGCCAAGUAUCCGAGGCACUGCAAGCAGAUCCUGCAAACGAGGAGCUCACAACCCUCAAGGCAGAGCUCGAGAAUCUCAUUUCUCUCACUCGCUCCCUCAUCGGAGAUCAAGGAGAGACUUCUGCGGCUGGCGGAUCUUCAACAGCUGGGUCCAACAAACCAGCUGCUGCUGAUGCCUCUCGUCCGGUCGAAGGCGACACUAAGACUGCUACAGCUCAGAGUGGAGCUGGUGGAGAGAACAAGAAGGCGGCUCUGAGCGCAGGAGAUGACUGUCUAGCCAAGUAUAAGGCCGACAAUCGCUACUAUCCUGCCAGGAUCACAUCCGUAGGAGGGUCGAAAGAUGAUCCUGUCUACUCCAUCGUAUUCAGAGGGUAUAACAACUCAGAGAUGGUCCGGUCUUGGGAAAUCAAGCCGCUUAAAACUUCAUCCUCCCACCAUACCGCUUCCUCUUCCUCCUCCUCCUCCCCUCACGCCUCCUCGAGUCCACACUCGACUCCCGGCCCUUCUUCCUCUCCGCACCCGCCCAGCGGCGAACGCAAGCGGCCAUCACAUCCAGCCUUGACGCCUGAAGAAGAGGCAGAGCGUGAGAGGAAAAAGAAGCGUAGCGAAAAGAAGUCGGAGAGGCAUGAGACCAAGACGCAGGUGGCCCAGGAAAAGGCAAGCAGUUGGCAGAAGUUUGCAAGUAAGAAGAAGGUGGCAAAGAAGACGGGUGGGCAGGGAUCCAUGUUCAGGACACCUGAAGAUCCUCUGGCAAAGGUUGGAGUAGUGGGAGCAGGCAAAGGAAUGACCGCAUACCAAGACCGGAGCAAGCACGUCUACGAUUCUUAGGCCGGAUCAGUGAAGAGCGAUUCAUGACGCGACUUGUCUGCGCCUGACUCUGACCACUACAUCUAUGCCCUUCGACUUUCAGAAGCUAGUGACUACCAGCGGGUCCUUACACCACCGACGACACCGUCGUUCCACUGGCACCAGCCAGAGAUAGCGCGAGGGUAACAGUAGGAUAUGUCAAGCACUUGUCAUUGACCUUGGUCAGAGUACUGACGGAAU
Messenger RNA from Microstroma glucosiphilum, 1083 nucleotides. RefSeq lists its product as hypothetical. The coding region runs from base 1 to 864 and encodes 287 amino acids. Gene Ontology annotation, molecular function: DNA-binding transcription factor activity. The record is from RefSeq and is a predicted model, not a curated record. Gene Ontology annotation, biological process: negative regulation of DNA-templated transcription. The transcript is spliced from 4 exons. NCBI's taxonomy places the organism in Eukaryota, Fungi, Basidiomycota, Exobasidiomycetes, Microstromatales, Microstromataceae.